Molecule: messenger RNA, 288 nt
Organism: Arthroderma uncinatum
Lineage: Eukaryota; Fungi; Ascomycota; Eurotiomycetes; Onygenales; Arthrodermataceae
Exons: 2
Coding region: 1-288 (95 amino acids)
Source: RefSeq, a predicted model, not a curated record
AUGCGCGCUCCGCCUCGAGGUCGAGAUCUAGGCCACCACGUCAUCCCAGCCACAGGAGAAGUCUCAGUCGAGGACGGAGUGCGUCGCCAGCUCGAGGGGAUCGAGAUAGGCGGAAUGGCCACCGCGGUAGUCGGCGCAGCGAAUCUCGGUCAAGGUCGCGCAGCCCAUAUUCGUCCCGCAGCCGCAGCCGCAGCCCCGUCAGAGACCGUCGACAGCGUGGGAGGAGCUAUACCAGAAGUCCUACUCCGCCGCCGAGGAGGAGUGCAAAGAUUGUCGUCGAGAAGCUGA